Cutaneotrichosporon cavernicola is the source of this 588-nucleotide messenger RNA. RefSeq lists its product as uncharacterized. The record is from RefSeq and is a predicted model, not a curated record. Bases 1 to 588 code for a protein of 195 amino acids. The transcript is spliced from 2 exons. NCBI's taxonomy places the organism in Eukaryota, Fungi, Basidiomycota, Tremellomycetes, Trichosporonales, Trichosporonaceae.
AUGAGCGCCGACGACUCAUUCUUCAAUCCCCGCGGCAACUCUGGGCAGUUAUACCUCUCCCACCCUCCGACUGAUGAAUCGGACAUGUCGGGGGACGAGUCGUUCUUCCACACUCGCCCCCAACACGAUGAUUCGGACGUAGGCCUGACUCCCGAUAGUCGGGCUCAAGUCGAGGCGUACCGGCAGCAGGUGCGGGCCGAGGGACGCGAGUACGAUGACGACGAUGGUCAUGGAGACGGCGACGAGUACUAUGACGAGCAGGAGAGUUAUUCGGAGGGGAGUAGUGCCGUGUUUGAUCCCGAUAAUGAUCCAACUGGCUUUGCGCAGCGGCUCGACGAGCUCGCGGGCGUCAUGGAGAUUGGAGAAGAGGAGGCACGCGCGCUGCGCUGGGGCCCUAAUUUGGGCAGCGAUGACACGCCACUGUGCAUCGACGAGUUCAAGGACGUGCUUUACCACUACAUCGCCGCUACCGAGUGGCGGUACGAAAUGCCCCAGGAGAAGGAGCACCCUAUUGCCGUGCUGGGUCCGGCUUGGGCUGGCCGCCGCAUAUUGCAGGAGGAGGAGACGUUUAGCGGGUACGUAGGGUAG